AGAGAGAGAGAGAGAGACCUUGGCACACACCAGGAAAGAGAGAGAGAGAGAGAGAGAGAGAGAGAGAGAGAGAGAUCUGCAGCAGCUUACUCCGACAGAGUGAAGGACUCCUGCGAGAGGAAAAGACGAACCUGAUCCUGAUCUGAGCUCAAGUCCAAGGCUGAUUUUAAAACUCUUUUAAACACAUUUUUCACCAGUUUAACUCCGCGGCGAACAACACGUCCUCCUCCAAAGUCUCCUGCCGUGGAUGAGAGCGAAAAGCCCGGGUUGUUAUGUUUGAAAAGGAGUCAGGACAAACAGUGGACCAGUCGACUGCGACAGCGAUGCCUUCCAACAAGUACUCUGCUGUUAUCAUGGAGGAGAGCAACAACAUGACUGCUACUGCGGCGGUCAACGGGGACACGUCUCCGGCUGAGGGCCUAUCGGAGAACGACAGCGGCGUGGAACUGACCAAUGAGAACAGCCCUCUGACUGCGGCCGAACCGCCCUCCCCCUUUAGCCCCAAACAGAACGGAGACGCUGCCUCACCUCAAGAUGAUAAUCAGUGUUCAAGCGAAAGCAGGAAAAGGAGCAGGAAGAGGUCAGAGGAGGAGGAGAGUACCUGGGACUCCUACAGCGAGGAAAAGGCCUCAGGACCGUCGGAGCUGGGUUUGAGACAGAGACCUCGACCAAGGACCAUCUUCCAGGCCGGUCUGUCGCCGCACACCAACACCAAACCUCGCAGACAGAACCGCAAACAGGAGCACAGCAUGUUACUGUGCGCCAGCGGUCCUCGGACAGUCGUGGUCGUGUCCAGCGAGGUUCCAGAGGCCCCCCGUCUGGAGCUGAUGGAACAAGACUCCAAAGACUCGGCCCAGAGCAGCAGCACCUUAUCCAGCACCGAAACUCAGCCAGAGUACAAUGACAACAAAGGUUUUGGCAUCGGCGAGCUGGUGUGGGGAAAGAUCAAGGGAUUUUCCUGGUGGCCCGGCAUCGUGGUGACAUGGCGCGCCACCGGAAAACGGCAGGCCAGCCACGGCAUGAGGUGGCUGCAGUGGUUUGGAGACGGCAAAUUCUCUGAGGUUUCAGCAGACAAACUGGACUCCAUUACUGCCUUCCCCAAGUUCUUCAGCCAGGCUUCGUACACCAAGCUGGCCUCCUACCGCAGGGCGAUCUUCCAGGCGCUGGAGAUGGCCAGUAUCCGGGCGGAGAAAACGUUUCCUCCCUGCGAGUCGGACAACCCGGAGGACCAGGUCAAACCCAUGCUAGACUGGGCCAACGGUGGCUUCGAGCCCAAAGGAGAGGAGGGACUCAAACCUACACACAGCGCCAACAGCAACCCUCUGGACCACCAGGUCCUCGAUGUCUCGCUGCCAGAGUAUUUUCCCAGCGCAAAGCGGCCAAGAGUCGGCCUGUGUAAGAACAAGGCCGCCCCCGAGGAGUCCUACUGCAGAGAACAAAUGGUCAAUGAAGUUCGGAUGAAUAAAUGUAGUAUUGAAGAGUUCUGUCUCUCCUGUGGAAAGAUGAGAGCAGCGACCUUCCACCCACUGUUUGAAGGAGGCCUGUGCCAAACAUGCAAGGACGUGUAUCUGGAGAUGUCCUACAUGUACGAUGACGACGGUUACCAGUCUUACUGCACCGUCUGCUGCGGAGGUCGAGAGGUUCUGCUCUGUGGCAACGCAAACUGCUGCAGGUGUUUCUGCGUGGACUGUCUGGACAUCCUGGUCGAUCCUGGAGCAUCUAACAACGCUCGCUACUUGGACCCGUGGAGGUGCUACAUGUGCCAGCCGCUGCUGCAGUACGGCGUCCUGAAGCGGCGGCACGACUGGAGCCUCAAGCUGCAGGAGUUCUUCGCCAACGACAACGGACAGGAGUUUGAGAAACCAAAGAUUUACCCAGCAGUCCCUGCAGAGCAGAGGAGACCAAUCCGAGUUCUCUCCCUGUUUGACGGCAUUGCCACCGGCUACCUGGUUCUGAGGGAUCUGGGUUUUAAGGUGGACCAGUACGUGGCGUCAGAGGUGUGCGAGGACUCCAUCUCAGUGGGCGUGGUCAGACAUGAAGGAAGGAUCCAGUACGUCCAUGAUGUCAGGGACAUCUCCAAGAAAAACAUUCUGGAGUGGGGUCCGUUUGACCUGGUGAUAGGGGGAAGUCCCUGCAACGACCUCUCAAUAGUCAAUCCUGCAAGGAAAGGCCUGUAUGGCACAGGGAGGUUGUUCUUUGAGUUUUACCGUCUGCUGAGCGAGGCCAAGCCCAAAGAAGGAGAGAACCGGCCGUUCUUCUGGAUGUUCGAGAAUGUGGUCGCCAUGGGCGUCAACGACAAGAGGGACAUCUCACGAUUCCUGGAGUGUAACCCCGUCAUGAUUGAUGCUAUUGAGGUUUCCGCUGCUCACCGUGCCCGAUACUUCUGGGGAAACUUGCCAGGCAUGAACAGGCCUCUCUGCGCCUCUGGGAUGGACAAGCUGGAGCUGCAGGACUGUUUGGAGCAUGGCAGAGUUGCAAAGUUUGGAAAGGUGCGCACCAUCACGACUCGCUCUAACUCCAUCAAACAGGGGAAAGACCAGCACUUCCCUGUGUUGAUGAACGGGAAGGAGGACAUACUGUGGUGCACUGAGCUGGAGAGGAUCUUCGGCUUCCCCGUUCACUACACAGAUGUGUCCAACAUGGGUCGCGGUGCCCGACAGAAACUCCUGGGCCGGUCCUGGAGCGUCCCUGUCAUCAGGCAUUUGUUUGCACCACUCAAAGACUACUUUGCCUGUGAAUAGAAAACCACCCAUCAUCAGCAAACAUAUGCCACCUGUGAAUACACACCAGCUUUUCUACUAUGACACUGGCUCCCAGAAACAGCAUCUGUAAAGAGCUGGAGGAAAAAAAAGCCAGUUUCACUUUAAAAAAAAAAAAAAAAAUCAGUAUAGCUGGGAAAAUAGUGAAAGUAGCUGUUAGUUUGUGUCCAGCCAUUUCUGGAUUCUGGUGAUAACGCACCUGUAGCCUUAAACACACAUAACACACACUAACACAGAGAUAUGCAGAAACAGCACAGGUGAGCUCCUUGGCUGUGGUUUAUCACUAUAUCCAACAGUGUCUGAGAGAGAGGGAGGGUGAAGGUCAAGUGAAAGUGCAGCCGGUCAGUAGCACUGAUUAUAUUAUCUGUAAAGGAGGCCAGUAGGCUGCUUCGCCUCUCUGGAGGAGUUAAAAGGGAAAGAAGAUGACGCCCGCCCUCCUGUUUUAACAGUAGGACUGUGUAAAGAUUAAUAUGAUUUUAAUCUGAUUUUUUUUUUUUUUUUUAGAAGGCAUUGUUUUUAAGUUGACACCACUUACUAGUUGUAGAAAAAGGUGGAACAACACAGCACCAACGGCACAGCUUUUUAAAGUGGCUCUGUAUCAAACCGUUUUAGUGCUCAUCCCUCCGUUGAACUGAUACAGGCUGUUCAUCUGAACAAAAACACUUUUAAGAUCACUUGAACCAAAGUCAUUUGGACAGCUGAAGUCCUGCUCCCUCUGGGCCACCUGCUGUUCCACUAGUCUUGAUAUAACAUUGUAUUUUAAAAAAAAAAAAAAAAAGAGAGAGAGAGAAAAAAAGGUAGGUUGUUUUUAAAACGCCAAAAUAUGAUACUACUGUUUUUGGCCAAAUUAAAAUUAAGGUAAUAAAUAUUCUACAACUGUACUGGACAGCAAAAGUCCAGCAUCUCUUCUUAGCCAAGAUAGAAUAAUGAUUAUUUUGUUUGCAUACCAUAACGACAUAUCCCAUGAGCCUUAGCAAAGGAAAUAUUGUGAAAGCCUCAUGGGAGAUGUAGUUGCUAGAUGCUAACAAAAUAGUCUUUUAUCUUUUAACAGUGCUCUUGUACCUAUUUAGAUUCAAUUAUGAAAAGAAACAUUUGCUAAUCUCGUGUUUGAGAUUUUUCAAAAGGCCAGUGAAGGAAAAUACAUUGAGCACUGCAAGCUAGUGGACCAGACCUGGACAUGAGACGUGUUGGUUUUAUACUUAGAUUAGGUUUUAUUUGUUGUUUGUUGUAAAAGAAAAAAAACAACAAUUUUACUUUUGUCUUUUGCUUUGAGACAAGUUCCAAUGAGCAAAAUAGCUUAGUUAAAAAAAAGAAAAAAACUUCUAUUAAAGAUUUUCUAAACAUGUUUUUGUAUAGAUAGUGUGAAACUUUGAGUUAAACAGUUAUAAUGUCACAGCAACUUCUCCCUGAGAGCUACAUACAGAUACUUGAAAUAAGCCAAUGCAAAAACAGAGAUGUAGAGAAUGAGUUUUUGUCUUUUGUCAACCAUUCCAGACGUCUGAAAAAUUAAGAGUGAUGGCAUUUAUCCUACUGUAGAUGUUUUAAAAAUAAAAUUGUUUUAGUGUACUCUAACAGCUGGAUGCCAGUGUCUGCACAUGUGGGUGAUCCUGGUUUACAGCAGUUUCUAUUCCAGAAAGGAAAAGAAAUGAUCGGAAACACUGGUGAACACACUAUAUUUUUGUAAACUAGCACUGACUACUUUUUCUUUAAAGGAGUUUUUCAGUUUCCAAAAAAAUUAACAAGAGGAGUGGCAUGAAAAUAAUCUCAAUUGAUGCUGGUUGAUACUUUACUUAAGUCUGUGUGCUGCACAUGCUUCACUAUGCAGUAUGUAUAAUGCUAUUUAAUGCUCUUAAAAAAAUGAUAAAGAUUGUUAUCCACAAUCCAGUGCUAUAACAGAAUUGUUACUGAAUUGGCUAGUAUAUAUGUCAUACUGUAUGUUUAAGCAUUAGCAUGUUCACCACACAGAGUGAUCUACUGGACAGUUAAAUUUGGUACAGAUUCUCUUGACUUGUGGACCAAUCACACAAAAACCUGGCAUAGUCCUUUGAAAUAUCUUUUUUGUUGUUGUUGUUUUGAUAACUGGAAGAUUUUUAAUGCUGUUGGCUGCCACCAAAUCAAACUAAAUGGGCAUUACCUCAGACAAAGGGGCAACUGUGCAUCACUCCUCCUAUGGGAUCUCUGUUCUGUGAAUAUAUACUGUAGCUUUCUGCUCCCAUAUGCCCUGUAUAUAUAGCUUGUAUUUUUAUCACUGGAACUGUUUUUACACAGUGUUUUGUGUACUGUAUCAAUAGAAAGGUUUACAAGUGUUUUUAAUUCUCAUUUGACCAAGAACUACAUUGUUUGUUUGUUUGUUUUUGUUUGUUUGAUUGUUUGUUUUUUUUAUACAAAAUGCACAAGCCUUGGUAAAGAACCUGUUUUUCAUGUUUAAAUGACCAGUUCAUUUGGAAAUGCAAGACUCCUAUGUGAUGGUCAAAAGGCUCUUAGAGUGCCACCAGGAACCUUUUUUACUUUUCAAGUCUGAUUUUAAAGUCAUCUGAAAAACCAAAAAGUAAUUGUUUACAUGCUUCAUUAACACUGCUGAACCACAAAAAAACAGUUUAUUUUCUUUUUUGGUAAAUGCUCUUUUAAGACAUUUUAUAUCGAGAACACAUAUGGUAUAUAUUAACACGGUAUACAGCUUGCUUGAAAUUUGUAAUAUUAUAGCACAAUAUAUAGCAUAUUAAUCAAUAGCUUUUUGAUAUCUUGUGUUUCUUAGAUGUAAACCCAUUCAGUGUAUUUGUAGACUUGUGUAUGAAUGACAUCUGAGAACUGUUUCUACUUUUUUUACUACAGCCUUUUGUGCUUUAUCUUUUAUCAGAAUCACAUUUGAGGAUAUUUUAAAUGAAUCUAAAGCGCAAAAGCAUUUCUAAAGAACAGAUUCUGUGUUAUUUUUAUACUUCAUUUGAACUGUUAGUGGAAAAGAAAUGAUUUAUUUUUUUUUUAUGUUUGUGUACUUCCUAUAGCAACCUAUAUAUAAUUUUUACUCAAUAAAACACAGCUUGGCUGCUAAAAACCA
Molecule: messenger RNA, 5814 nt
Organism: Seriola aureovittata
Lineage: Eukaryota; Metazoa; Chordata; Actinopteri; Carangiformes; Carangidae
Gene: dnmt3bb.1
Product: DNA (cytosine-5-)-methyltransferase 3 beta, duplicate b.1
Exons: 22
Coding region: 273-2741 (822 amino acids)
Biological process (GO): negative regulation of transcription by RNA polymerase II
Cellular component (GO): nucleus
Molecular function (GO): DNA (cytosine-5-)-methyltransferase activity, acting on CpG substrates; DNA binding
Source: RefSeq, a predicted model, not a curated record